GUCAAAGGGGACGGAGACGACCCGGAAGGGCAAAAGAAGAAGAGAAGAGUUCAAAGGGAAGGGCAAAUUCGUAAUUAACAACUCUCUGUGUGUGUAUGGGAAAGAAGAGUAGUUAGUUAAACGUGCAAAGAAGCAGCCUUUCCAUUUUCAUUUCCGUUUCCAAACACAUAAACCGCACCAAUCAAACAAGCUCUGGUUUUUGCUCAUCGAUCUCACAAUCUUUUCGUUUCCUCGCAAACCAACACCUAAUUUCUUUUGAUCCACGCUAAAACAAUCCCCAUUUCUUCUGAUCAAGAUGUAUCACCGUCUUCCAUCGCUAAUGGAGCCGUUUCUACGGAGUGUCUCUGACCGUUGGCCGGUCAUCGCUCAGGCUGCCACGUGGACGGUGCUUCUAAUGUUCACGGUGGCCGUCGCUUCGUUUGCUCCGGAGAUGGCUUUUGUGUCUACGGUGUCGUCUUCGUGCGGAGGAGGAGAUGGUUUCGUGAAGAUUCCGAUGGAUUUUGCAGGGGAGAGUAUAUGCGUGCCGUCUAAUAUGGUGAAGAGAUCGCGUUUUGAUUUGUUUGUGCCUUCGAUUUUCGCGGCGGUUAUGGUCACUGCUUCGGCUUGUUUGAUCCGAUCAUGUAUUGGCACGGAGAAUGUGGAUGAUUUUUAAUAAACACUUGUAAAUUAAUUAAUAAUCUUGUAUUCAGUUACUACAUAACAUCCACCAUUUUGUUAUUCCAAAUCACGACAUUAUAUUAAGCUGCGUCGUAGAAUAGUUGACAUUUGUCAGUGUUAACCCAACAAUUUGAUCUGUUAUGUUAUCCACGACCCAAAAUCACAACU
Messenger RNA from Arabidopsis thaliana (thale cress), 825 nucleotides. Its product is annotated as forkhead box protein G1. The transcript has a single exon. The record is from RefSeq and is marked reviewed. NCBI's taxonomy places the organism in Eukaryota, Viridiplantae, Streptophyta, Magnoliopsida, Brassicales, Brassicaceae. Bases 296 to 652 code for a protein of 118 amino acids.